CUCCAGGGCUGACAGCCUAGAGUCUCUGUGACUCUAUGUUUCCUCCUGCCUAUCUCUUCAUCUCAGAAGACUCCAGAUAUAGAAUCACUCCAUGCAAUCAAGAAAAUUGAUGCUAUUGAGUCCAUCUCAGGCUGAUCUUGGUACCUCUCAUGCUCUUCCCUCUUCCACCAGACCUCUAUAUUCCAUUUUGGAAGAAGACUCAAAAUGGUGUUUCCAAUGUGGACAUUGAAGAGACAAUUUCUUAUCCUUUUAAACAUGAUCCUAAUUUCCAAACUCCUUGGGGAUAGAUGGUUUCCAAAAACUUUGCCCUGUGAUGUCACUUUGGACGUUCCAAAGAACCAAGUGACUGUGGACUGCACAGACAAGCAUUUGACAGAAAUUCCUGAAGGUAUCCCUGCCAACACCACCAACCUCACCCUCACCAUUAAUCACAUCGCCAGCAUCUCCCAAGACUCCUUCCAUAGGCUGGACCAUCUGAUAGAGAUUGAUUUCAGAUGCAAUUGCAUACCUCCUCGAAUGGGACCAAAAAACAAUGUGUGUACCAGGAGGCUGCAGAUUAAACCUAAAAGCUUUAAUAAACUCACUUAUUUAAAAUCCCUUUACCUGGAUGGAAACCAGCUUCUAGAGAUACCUCAGGAUCUUCCUCCCAGCUUACAGCUUCUGAGUCUUGAGGCCAACAACAUCUUUUCCAUCAUGAAAGAGAAUUUAACAGAACUUGCCAGCAUAGAAAUGCUCUACCUGGGCCAAAACUGUUAUUAUCGCAAUCCUUGUAAUGUUUCAUUUUCAAUUGAGAAAGAUGCCUUCCUAAACCUGACAAAUUUAAAAGUGCUCUCCCUGAAAGAUAACAACAUCACAGCUGUCCCCACUGUUUUGCCAUCUAAUUUAAUAGAACUGUAUCUUUACAACAACAUCAUUACAGAAAUCAAAAAAGAUGAUUUUAGUAACCUCCACCAAUUGCAAAUUCUUGAUCUAAGUGGAAAUUGCCCUCGUUGUUAUAAUGUCCCAUUUCCUUGCACACCCUGUGAAAAUAAUUCCCCCCUAAAGAUCCAUGAUAAUGCUUUUGAUGCAUUAACAGAAUUAGAAGUUUUACAUCUACACAGUAACUCUCUUCAGAAUGUGCCCCCAGCAUGGUUUCAAAAAAUGAAGAAACUUAAAGAACUAGAUCUUUCCCAAAACUUCUUGGCCAAAGAAAUUGGGGAUGCCAAAUUUUUGCGUUCUCUCCCCAACCUCAUCCAACUGGAUCUGUCUUUCAAUUAUGAACUUCAGGUCUAUCAGGCAUUUAUAAAUCUAUCAGAUGCAUUUUCUUCUCUGAAAAAACUAAAGAUUCUGCGGAUCCAAGGAUAUGUCUUCAAAGAGCUGACAAGCAGAAAUCUCUCUCCAUUACGUGAUCUUCGUCAUCUUGAAGUUCUUGAUCUUGGCACUAACUUUAUAAAAAUCGCUAAUCUUAGCAUAUUUAAACAGUUCGAAGGAUUGAAAGUCAUAGACCUUUCAAUGAAUAAAAUAUCACCUUCAGGAGAAGUUGGCUUCUGCUCUAACUCCAGAAGUUUUGCAGAAAGUCCUUGGCCCCAGGUACUUGAAACAUUCCAUUAUUUCAAAUAUGAUGAGUCUGCAAGGAGUUGCAGGUUCAAAAACAGAGAGGCUCCUUCUUUCUUGCCUUUUAAUGAGGAUUGCCACAUGUAUGGGCAGACCUUGGACCUGAGUAGAAAUAGUAUAUUUUUUAUCAAGUCUUCUGAUUUUAAGCAUCUUUCUUUUCUCAAAUGCCUUAACUUGUCAGGAAAUAACAUUGGCCAAACUCUUAAUGGCAGUGAAUUCCAGCCAUUAGUCGAACUAAAAUAUUUAGACUUCUCUAACAAUCGACUUGAUUUACUCUAUUCAACUGCAUUUGAGGAACUUCACAAACUGGAAGUUCUGGACUUAAGUAGCAACAGCCAUUAUUUUCAAUCAGAAGGAAUUACUCACAUGCUUAACUUUACCAAGAACCUAAAGCUUCUGAAGAGAUUGAUGAUGAAUAACAAUGGCAUCUCUACCUCCACUAGUAGGAUCAUGGAAAGUGAAUCUCUUCAAAUUCUGGAAUUCAGAGGAAACCACCUGGAUGUUUUAUGGCUAGAUGGUGAUAAUAGAUACUUACAAUUCUUCAAGAAUCUAAUAAACUUAGAGGAAUUAGACAUCUCUAAAAAUUCCCUGAGUUUCUUGCCUCCUGGAGUUUUUGAUGGUAUGCCUCCAAACCUAAAGAGACUCUUCUUGGCCCAAAAUAGGCUUAAAUCUUUCAACUGGGGAAGACUUCAUCUUCUGAAGAAUCUGGAAAUUUUGGACCUCAGCCACAACCAAUUGAUGACUGUCCCAGAGAGAUUAUCCAACUGUUCCAAAAGUCUCAAGAAACUGAUUCUUAAGAAUAAUCAAAUCAGGCAUCUGACAAAGUAUUUUCUAAAAGAUGCUUUCCAGUUGCGAUAUCUAGAUCUCAGUUCAAAUAAAAUUCAGGUUAUCCAGAAGACUAGCUUCCCAGAAAAUGUCCUUAACAAUCUGCAGAUGUUGCUUUUGCACCAUAAUCGAUUUCUGUGCACCUGUGAUGCUGUGUGGUUUGUCUGGUGGGUUAAUCACACGGAGGUGACUAUUCCUUACCUGGCCACAGACGUGACUUGUGUGGGGCCAGGAGCACACAAAGGCCAGAGUGUGGUCUCUCUGGAUCUGUAUACCUGUGAGUUAGAUCUCACUAACUUGAUUCUGUUCUCAUUUUCCAUAUCUACAGCUCUCUUUCUGAUGGUGGUUAUGACAGCAAGUCACCUGUAUUUCUGGGAUGUGUGGUAUUUUUACCAUUUCUGUAAGGCCAAGAUAAGGGGAUAUCAGCGUCUGCUAUCAACAGGUUCUUGCUAUGAUGCUUUUAUUGUAUAUGACACUAAAGAUCCAGCUGUGACAGAAUGGGUUUUUGAGGAGUUGGUGGCCCAAUUAGAAGAUCCACGAGAGAAACAUUUUAAUUUAUGUCUGGAGGAGAGAGACUGGCUACCAGGGCAGCCAGUUCUGGAAAAUCUUUCCCAGAGCAUACAGCUUAGCAAAAAGACAGUGUUUGUGAUGACGGACAAGUACGCAAAGACUGAAAAUUUCAAGAUAGCAUUUUACUUGUCCCAUCAGAGGCUCAUGGAUGAAAAAGUAGACGUGAUUAUCUUGAUAUUCCUUGAGAAGCCCCUUAAAAAGUCCAAGUUUCUCCAGCUCCGGAAGAGGCUCUGUGGGAGUUCUGUCCUAGAGUGGCCAACAAAUCCACAGGCUCACCCAUACUUCUGGCAAUGUCUGAAAAAUGCUUUGACCACAGACAAUCAUGUGUCCUAUAGUCAGAUGUUCAAGGAAACGGCCUAGUUUUUUUUUUUUUUUUCUUCAAAAUGUGACUAUCUAACUUACUCAGGAGAUGCCUGGUUGCCUGAAUUUUCUCAUUAAUUUUUCACCCACAAGACUGCUUUGAUAUUCUCCAAGAAUUAGAAUUUCCUAUGUUGGAGGAAAGUCACCAAUGUAUGACAAAGAAGUUGGAAAGAUGGAAUUUAUGUAAUAUAUCAAGUCUUCUUUCUUCUUUCUUUGUAUCUCCAUUUACAUUUCAGCUUCUCAUAUCAACUCUUGUAUAAAGUACUUUUGGAAUACAGAUGGCAAGGAGAGAACAUGAGGCUCUGA
Molecule: messenger RNA, 3654 nt
Organism: Urocitellus parryii (Arctic ground squirrel)
Lineage: Eukaryota; Metazoa; Chordata; Mammalia; Rodentia; Sciuridae
Source: RefSeq, a predicted model, not a curated record